Paramecium pentaurelia is the source of this 2572-nucleotide messenger RNA. The record is from the annotation of a GenBank genome assembly. Lineage: Eukaryota; Ciliophora; Oligohymenophorea; Peniculida; Parameciidae.
AUGAAUUAAUCUACGGAAUAGAAUGAAGACCUAUCUGAGAUUUUCGCUUAGGUUAAGGAUGUUGAUGAAAUAAUAUACUUUUUGAUAAUUAAAAUAUUAAGAAAAGAAAAAAUUUCAGAUUGCAUGGGAUUCCUUUAAAACCAUGAUCAUAAAAUACUAUUAGUUGAAUUACACAAAAUUUAUAAUGAGAUCGAAUUAGGAAUAAAUAACAUAAAAUUAAUUGCUAACACAAUCAAAUAAAUAUAAAAUCUAAACUUCAAUAAAUAUAAUUAUUCAGGAAAAAUUUAUAAAAAAAUCAAACAAGACCUGGUUGAAUAAAUAUCAGAAGAUAAAAAGAUCAUUCAUUUUUUUUAAUUUUUAGUUCGUCUCACUGCUAGUGAUAACACUUUUAUAUAAUGCGGGUCUAAUUCAUUAUAUAUUUUGGCCUAGAUGAAAGUUAACCUUUCAAACGAAAAUUUUGAAAAUAUCAGAAUUUAGAAUACUUCUUUAGUUGGGGCUAACUUUGUCAGAUGUAAUUUAAGUGGAUCAGAAUUUUAUAAUGUCGAUAUAAGUGGAAUUAACCUAAAUGGAGCUUUAUUAUUUAAUUGCAAAUGGACAAACUUAAAAAUAAAUGAGUUAAAUAAACUUUAUGUUCAUAAUAGUUCAAUCAAUUCAUUAUGCUUUUCUCCUGAUGGUCAUACCUUAGCAUCUGGGAAUUCGAAUUAGCCUAUAUGUAUAUGGGAUGUUAAAACAGGAUAUGAAAAGACCAAAUUUGAUGGUCAUAGUUGGUAUAUCAAUUCAGUAUGUUUUUCUCCUGAUGGAAAUCCUUUAGCAUCUGGUAGUGGAGAUAAAUCUAUUCGUUUAUGGGAAGUUAAGACAGGAAAAUAAAUGGCCAAGUUGGAUGGUCAUAGUUGGUUUGUCUAAUCAGUAUGUUUCUCUCCUGAUGGAAAUACUUUAGCAUCUGGUAGUGGAGAUAAAUCUAUUCGUUUAUGGAAUGUUAAGACAAGAAAAAAAAUAGUAAAAUUUGAUGGUCAUCUUAAUUCUGUCUGGUCGGUAUGCUUUUCUCCUGAUGGAGCUACUUUAGCAUCUGGUAGUCUUGAUGAGUCUAUUCAUGUAUGGGAUAUUAAGACAGGAAAAGUAAAGUUGUAAUUGUAGGGUCACAAUAGUUGUGUCAAUUCAGUAUGCUUUUCUCCUGACGGAAAUACAUUAGCAUCUGGUAGUAGAGAUAACCUUAUUCUUAUAUGGGAUUUUAAGACAGGGUGCAAAAUUUCAAGUUGAUCUGCUUAGUGUGCUUCUCUUCUGAUGGAACUACAUUAGCAUCCUGUGGCGGAGAUAAUUCUAUCUUUUUAUGGGAUGUUCAGACAGGAAAAGUAAAGUUAUAAUUGGAUGAUCACUAUGGUUGCGUCAGUUCAAUAUGCUUUUCUCCUGACGGAAAUACAUUAGCAUCUGGUAAUAGAUAUAACUCUAUUUGUUUAUGGGACUUCAAAACAGGAUAAUAAAACCCCAAUUUGGAUGGCCAUGAUGAUUAGGUCUUCGAAGUAUGCUUCUCUCCUGAUGGUUCCACAUUAGCAUCUUGUGGUGGAGGUAAUUUUAUCUUUUUAUGGGAUGCUAAGACAGGAAAAUAAAAGGCGAAAUUGGAUGGUCAUGAAAAUUGGGUUUACACCGUAUGCUUCUCUCUUGAUGGUAAAAUAUUAGCAUCUAGUGGUAGAGAUUAAUCUAUACGUUAUGGGAUAUUAAAACAGAUUAAUAAAUGGCCGAAUUGUAAAGUCCUCUUAGGGAUGUCUUGUCAUUAUGUUUUUCUCCUGAUGGAAAUACAUUAGCAUCUGGUAGUGGAGAUAAAUCUAUCCGUUUAUGGGAUGUUAAGACAGGAUAAAAUAAGGCCAAGUUGGAUACUCAUGCUAUUGAGGUUAGAUCAUUAUGCUUCUCUCCUGAUGGGACUACUUUAGCAGCUGGUACUAGUGAUUGCUUAAUCCAAAUAUGGGAUCUAAAGAGAGAAAAAGCAACGAUAUCAUUGAAAGGUCAUGAUCAAUUUGUCAAUUCAGUACAUUUCACUUCUGAUGGUAAGACAUUAGCAUCUUGUAGUUAUGAUAAAUCUGUCUGUUUAUGGGAUGUUAAGACAGGAAAAAAAAAGUUUUCUUUGAAGGGUCAUGAUAAAGAUGUCAAUUCAGUAUGCUUCUCUCCUGAUGGAAAAAUAUUAGCGUCUGGUAGUAGCGAUAAAUCUAUCCGUUUAUGGGAUGUUAAGACAGGAAAAAUAAUGUUUGUUUUGAAGGGUCAUGAUAAAGAUGUCAAUUCAGUAUGCUUCUCUACUGAUGGAAAAACAUUAGCGUCUGGUAGUAGUGAUAAAUCUAUCCGUUUAUGGGAUAUUUAGUAUGGAUAAAAAACUUAAUUGACUGGCACCAAUGAUAGUGAUGUUCUUUUAUCCUUCAAAAAAUCCCUUCUUUACAAAAAUCAUUAUUCAAAAAGUCGUAUAUAUAUUUCUAGAUUUCCUAGUUUCAAAAUAUAUUACUAUUCUUAUUAUUUUCAAAUCAUUAAAAUUAUAAGUGGAAGGAGCUUUGAUUAUUAAAGGCGAAUUUCUCAAUUACUAAGGUUUUGA